Nymphaea colorata (pocket water lily) is the source of this 1713-nucleotide messenger RNA. RefSeq names its product CDP-diacylglycerol--serine O-phosphatidyltransferase 1-like. Gene Ontology annotation, molecular function: L-serine-phosphatidylethanolamine phosphatidyltransferase activity. Gene Ontology annotation, biological process: phosphatidylserine biosynthetic process. The record is from RefSeq and is a predicted model, not a curated record. The transcript is spliced from 13 exons. Lineage: Eukaryota; Viridiplantae; Streptophyta; Magnoliopsida; Nymphaeales; Nymphaeaceae. Bases 230 to 1504 code for a protein of 424 amino acids.
CUGCUAACGCUCCUCUCUCUCUCCUUCUGUUUCUCUCUCUCUCUCUCUCUUUUUCUGUUGCUGCGGAACAGAGUUAGAGGCAGACUCGCUCUCUCUUCCUCUUCAUUCGAGGACCUUGGAAAGCUCCAAGGCGGAGGUCCUGUGGCGGUGGUCAUCCGACGGCUGGGGGAUCCAACCUGAUCGGACUUCUGGACGUGUGUAGAGAAGGGUGUACUGCUGAGAGCUGCCAAUGGAAGCCAAUGGUUCCUACUCAGUGAGAAGAGAUAAAGUUAAAGGAAAUGGUGACCUAAAAUAUUCAACUGAUGUGAAUGAUAUUGAUCCCUGGACUGCAUGGGCGUAUAGGCCUCACACCGUUACUUUGUUGUUCCUCGGUGCUUGUCUUCUUAUCUGGUCCAGUGGGGUUCUUGAUCCAGAGAAGGAUUCAGUCCACGAUGUCAUCACAUCUGUGAAAAGGGGGGUCUGGGCAAUGAUUGCUGUGUUCCUUACCUACUGCUUGCUUCAAGCACCUUCAACAAUACUAAUUCGACCACACCCAGCUAUCUGGCGGCUGGUACAUGGAAUGGCUAUUAUUUAUCUCGUAGUUCUCACUUUUUUACUCUUCCAGCAACGUGAUGAUGCUCGACAGUUCAUGAAGUUUCUCCAUCCAGACCUUGGUGUUGAACUUCCAGAGCGUUCGUAUGGUACUGAUUGUCGCAUUUAUAUAUCAGAUAACCCAACAAGCAGGUUUAAAAAUGUUUAUGAAACAUUGUUUGAUGAGUUUGUUCUUGCUCACAUCUUUGGAUGGUGGGGCAAGGCAAUAAUGAUCCGCAAUCAACCCCUUCUGUGGGUUCUAUCAAUUGGCUUUGAAAUGAUGGAGCUUACAUUCCGACACAUGUUGCCCAACUUCAAUGAAUGUUGGUGGGAUAGUAUUGUAUUGGACAUACUAAUCUGCAACUGGUUUGGUAUUUGGGCUGGAAUGCGCACUGUGCGGUACUUUGAUGGAAAAACUUAUGAGUGGGUGGGGCUAAGUCGACAGCCCAACAUUAUGGGGAAAGUGAAAAGAACAUUGGGCCAAUUCACACCUGCACAGUGGGACAAGGAUGAGUGGCACCCUUUGCUUGGUCCUUGGAGGUUCAUUCAAGUGCUCACAUUAUGCGUCGUUUUUUUGACCGUGGAACUUAAUACCUUCUUCCUUAAAUUCUGCCUGUGGAUCCCUCCUCGAAACCCAGUUAUAACUUACAGAUUGAUCCUCUGGUGGCUAAUUGCAUUGCCCACUAUUCGGGAAUAUAACUCCUACUUGCAAGACAGGAAGCCUGUUAAAAAACUGGGGACAUUUUGUUGGCUUGCACUUGCCCUCUGCAUUGUGGAGCUUCUCAUCUGUGUCAAGUUUGGCCGUGGCCUAUAUCCCGAACCAAUGCCUUCUUGGUUAAUAAUUUUCUGGAGCGCGGUUGGCUUUGCACUUGUCCUCUUCGUUGCUGUAUGGUCAUGGCAACUCCACCGUAGUUUGAGGAAAAAAAUUCAGUGACAGACAGAGUAUGCCCAUUCUUUCAUCCUUUUUUCUCUUUUCCGAAGGGAAAGCUUGUAAAUAUUCAUGUUCAUGUUUGUAUAUCUCUUCAAAUCUCUUGAAGUUGUUUGUAGUUCCAAAAUCAUUUGUUCGCGCUUGCCUUACUGUGCGGUUCACUGCUGUUUGUUGAAAAGAUGAAAAUAAAAGCAAUUUUUCAUUUAGGAACUGAA